Molecule: messenger RNA, 708 nt
Organism: Penicillium griseofulvum
Lineage: Eukaryota; Fungi; Ascomycota; Eurotiomycetes; Eurotiales; Aspergillaceae
Product: alpha/beta hydrolase
Exons: 2
Coding region: 1-708 (235 amino acids)
Cellular component (GO): nucleus; cytoplasm
Source: RefSeq, a predicted model, not a curated record
AUGAGAAUCCUAAUGAUCCACGGAUCCCGCCAAUCGGGCGAACUCUUCCGCGCAAAACUGCAAGCCUUAGAAAAACUAAUCCGCCGAACCCUCCCUGUCCACGAAGUUGAACUCGUAUACCCAACAGCACCCUUCCAACUAGAGCCCGAGCCCUCCAAUGGUAGCACAUCCGACCUACGCAAUCGGCACGGCGCAUGGAACUGGUUCGAAUCCGAAUCCAUCGACGGUGUUUAUCCCGGCCUAGAACGCGGCUUGGAGUGUAUUGGGUCUAUUCUUAGAGAUUCCGGGCCGUUCGAUGGGAUCGUCGGGUUUAGUCAGGGGGCUGCUGCGGGCGCUAUGGUCGCCUCGCUUCUGGAAGGAGAUCGGAAAGAUGCAUUUACCCGGUUAGAGGCGGAAGGUGGGAUCCCGUAUCCUGCUUGCUUUGAUACACUUGAACACCCGCCGCUUAAGUUUGUGGUUAGCAUUUCGGGGUAUGGGGCUCCGGAUCUGGCUUAUCGUGCCUUCUAUGAUCCUGUUAUUCGGACGCCAGUGAUGCAUUUUUUGGGGAGUAUGGAUACUGUUGUUGAUGAGAGUGCGUCGAUGAGGUUGGUAGAUAGUUGUCAGGAUGGGAAGAGUCGGGUUAUUUGGCAUUCGGGUGGACAUGUGGUGCCAAGUGGAAAGAGGGAACUCGCAGCAGGUGCGCUUUUCAUUAAAUCUAGCAUAGGCUGA